Molecule: messenger RNA, 884 nt
Organism: Aphidius gifuensis
Lineage: Eukaryota; Metazoa; Arthropoda; Insecta; Hymenoptera; Braconidae
Product: gem-associated protein 8-like
Exons: 3
Coding region: 122-856 (244 amino acids)
Biological process (GO): spliceosomal snRNP assembly
Cellular component (GO): SMN complex
Source: RefSeq, a predicted model, not a curated record
ACAAUAAAAUAUAAAAAUGUGGGUCACAGGGAUUUAUAUAUAUAAAUAGUUUGUAAAUAAGAUUCAGUGAUAUAUCUCUCUCUAAUCUCGAUUUUCGAUUCGCGAAUAUAAAGGAUGAAUUAUGGAACACGUGUCAAAAAAACGUACGAAAAAUCGUAAAAGAAAAAAGAAAAAUACUAGAGCAAAGGAACGUAUUAUAAAAAAAUUAGAGGUUAAAGAAAUAAAACAUCGUAAAAUAUUUAAUAACACCACUUGUAACAGUUCACUCUCUCAACUGACAACAACAAUGCCUGCUGAGACAUUUUGGGAAAAUUAUAAAAAUGCCAUUGACUGGCAACAAAGACACAAUGUUGCAUGGUGGAAAUCUCGAUGUCUUGCACUUGAAGAAGAAAACAAGAUUUUACGUAAUAAAAUAUAUGAACAAGCAAAUUCAGAAUCUUUUGUUGUUCAUCAACAACAAAAUCCAAAUGAAAACAAAAUUUUACAUAAUAAAAUAUAUCAACAAGCACAUUCAGAAUCUUUUGUUGUUCCUCAACAACAAAAUCCAAUUGAAACAAAUAAUGACACACUGGAAUUUCAAGUUGACAAUGACAUGGUCAAAUUUUUAGAACAAAGUAUACGUCAUAAAAUGGAAUUAAAAAAAAAACGUGACAAUGAAGAUGAACAAGAUGAUAUACCAAAUCAAUUUCAAGGUCCACCUAUAAAAAAUACUGACAGUAUUAAAAAUUCAACAUUAUUAUAUGGUUCAGCAUGUAAUAAAAUAAUGGCAAUGGAAACAGCUCUUCAAGCUAAUAUUGAUUAUCACAAAGAUCAUGAAAAAUGUUGUUUUUGGCCAAAUAUACCUUUAAAAUCUUAAAUGUAUUAAUGAUUUAUAAUAAAAAUAA